Tachyglossus aculeatus (Australian echidna) is the source of this 1513-nucleotide messenger RNA. It is a transcript of the gene SHH, whose product is annotated as sonic hedgehog signaling molecule. The record is from RefSeq and is a predicted model, not a curated record. The transcript has 3 exons. Gene Ontology annotation, biological process: cell fate specification; protein autoprocessing; multicellular organism development. The coding region runs from base 87 to 1496 and encodes 469 amino acids. Gene Ontology annotation, molecular function: calcium ion binding; patched binding. NCBI's taxonomy places the organism in Eukaryota, Metazoa, Chordata, Mammalia, Monotremata, Tachyglossidae.
GAGGAGAGCGAUCCAGGGAGACAGCCAGACAUACACACACACACACACACGCACACACACACGGAGCUUUGAAGUAACUGGAUUCAAUGGACGAGAUGCUACUGCUGGCGAGAUUUCUACUGCUGGUCCUCUCCUCGGCUCUUUUGAUCUCCUCGGGACUGGCGUGCGGACCCGGCAGGGGGUUUGGGAAGAGGAGACACCCCAAAAAGCUGACCCCUUUAGCCUACAAGCAGUUUAUCCCCAAUGUGGCAGAGAAGACCCUAGGGGCCAGUGGAAGAUACGAAGGGAAGAUCACCAGAAACUCCGAGCGAUUUAAAGAACUCACCCCCAAUUACAACCCUGACAUUAUAUUUAAGGAUGAAGAGAACACGGGAGCGGAUCGGCUGAUGACUCAGCGCUGCAAGGACAAAUUGAACGCCCUGGCCAUCUCGGUGAUGAACCAGUGGCCCGGGGUGAAGCUGCGGGUGACGGAGGGCUGGGACGAGGACGGCCACCACUCGGAGGAGUCGCUGCAUUACGAAGGCCGCGCCGUGGACAUCACCACCUCCGACCGCGACCGCAGCAAGUACGGCAUGCUGGCCCGCCUCGCCGUGGAGGCCGGCUUCGACUGGGUCUACUACGAGUCCAAAGCCCACAUCCACUGCUCCGUCAAAGCCGAGAACUCGGUGGCGGCCAAGUCGGGCGGCUGCUUCCCCGGCUCGGCCACGGUGCACCUGGAGCAGGGCGGCACGAAGCUGGUGAAGGACCUGAGCCCCGGCGACCGGGUGCUGGCGGCCGACGAGCAGGGCCGGCUGCUCUACAGCGACUUCCUCGCCUUCCUGGACCGCGACGACGGCGCCACCAAGGUCUUCUACGUCAUCGAGACGCGGGAGCCGCGGGAGCGGCUGCUGCUCACCGCGGCGCACCUGCUCUUCGUGGCGGCGCACAACGAGUCGCGGGACGGGGACGGGGACGGGGACAGGGAGCAGGUGCGGGAGCAGGUGCGGGAGCACGUGCGGGAGCCGCCGCCCGGGGCGCAGGCGCCGCUCGCCCCCCGCCGCCAGGGGGCGCCGCCGGGGGGCCGCCGCCUCCCCGAGCCGCCGCCAGGGGGCGCCGCGCGCCGGGCCCUCUUCGCCAGCCGCGUGCGGCCGGGCCAGUGGGUCUACGUGGUGGCCGGGCGCGGCGGCGAGCGACGCCUGCUGGCCGCCGCCGUGCACAGCGUGUCCCUGCGCGAGGAGGCGUCGGGCGCCUACGCGCCGCUCACCGCCCAGGGCACCAUCCUCAUCAACCGGGUGCUGGCCUCCUGCUACGCCGUCAUCGAGGAGCACAGCUGGGCCCACCGGGCCUUCGCCCCCUUCCGCCUGGCCCGCGCCCUGCUGGCCGACCUCAUGCCCUCCGCCCCCGAGUCCCCCGCCAACGGCAUCCACUGGUACCCCCGGCUGCUCUACCGGAUCGGCACCUGGCUGCUGGGCGGGGAGGCCCUGCACCCCCUGGGCGUCGCCGCCAAGGCCAGCUGAGGACCCCGGGGCAUCAU